AUGGGUCCUUUGGUUUUCAAUCACCCAGUGAACCACAUUGCAAUAUCCAUUCCAGACCUCCAGGCAGCGGAGGAGUGGUACAUGCGAGUACUUGGCUUUUCGAGACUGCGACCAAGCAAAACCCUGGACCGAGCAACGGAGCCGCACGCUGCUAUAUUUAAGAUCUACCCGACCAGUCUUCAGAGGGUACAAGUGGCAUACCUGAGUUCGGGUAACGGUGUCGGUGUGGAGCUAUUCGAGUUCCAGGAACCACGUAUCAGGCAGGGAUCCGAGUCCAAUUUUGAGAGAGAUAUCUCCCGCGGCGGCCUCUUCCACAUGGCUAUCACCACACCUGACGUCGUUGCCAUGUGUGAUCACGUUGUCACAAGCGGUGGCAAAAUGAUUGGUCAGGCUGUGACCGUCUUUGGUCAGGAUGCCGUCUACGCACAGGAUCCGUGGGGCAACGUCGUGGAGCUUCUUAGCUGCAGCUUUGACCAGCUCAUGUCAAACAGAUGA
Messenger RNA from Phaeoacremonium minimum UCRPA7, 495 nucleotides. Its product is annotated as putative glyoxalase bleomycin resistance dioxygenase superfamily protein. Gene Ontology annotation, molecular function: methylmalonyl-CoA epimerase activity. The record is from RefSeq and is a predicted model, not a curated record. Bases 1 to 495 code for a protein of 164 amino acids. Gene Ontology annotation, biological process: L-methylmalonyl-CoA metabolic process. Lineage: Eukaryota; Fungi; Ascomycota; Sordariomycetes; Togniniales; Togniniaceae. The transcript has 2 exons.